Jaminaea rosea is the source of this 486-nucleotide messenger RNA. RefSeq lists its product as hypothetical. The record is from RefSeq and is a predicted model, not a curated record. NCBI's taxonomy places the organism in Eukaryota, Fungi, Basidiomycota, Exobasidiomycetes, Microstromatales. The coding region runs from base 103 to 429 and encodes 108 amino acids. The transcript is spliced from 2 exons.
GCCUCCACGAAGGAGCUGCCGGACUUUACGCAACCGACUCGCCUCACACCUCACCUCGCCUCGCCUCCUCACUUCUCACUUCCUCCUCAUCCUCAUCCCAACAUGUCCGCAUCCCAACGUCUCUUCCCCCUCUUCGCAGCCAGCGUAGUAGGCGUAGCAACAGGCUACUACAUCUUCGACCCUAUCCUUCGCCAAUACUCACGAGACACUUCAGGUACCUUCCAACCCGAACAGAUCAAUGGUGGAGCAGGAAGUUCACCCUCUAAACCGGAAGCGGUCCCUAGUUUGACGAGGGGGAUCUUGGCUCAGGAUGAGGGGCAGAAGAGGGCAGACGAGUUGAGGGCUAAGGCUACGAUGAACGCUGCGCAGAGGGCUAGUGAGGCGGCUAAGGAGAGGGCGGAGAAGACGGGCGAGGGGAAGGUGGUGUAGUGUAGGAGAGAGGUAGCAAUCGGAUAGGGUGGCUCGCGACGCUCAUGCUGCAAUUAC